Molecule: messenger RNA, 573 nt
Organism: Anopheles marshallii
Lineage: Eukaryota; Metazoa; Arthropoda; Insecta; Diptera; Culicidae
Exons: 2
Coding region: 1-573 (190 amino acids)
Source: RefSeq, a predicted model, not a curated record
AUGAGAAUCACGCUAUAUCUAAAUGUGCUGGUGUUCGUCCUGAUGCUUCUCACCCUGAGGCGCUGUGAGGGCUUGCUGAAGGUAAUACUCGACUUUGAUCGCUGGGAUUUGACCAAUGGGACGGACAUAUUCAGCAUGGAAGCGAUUCGUGUGCGCAAAUACAACCGCACGAUGUCCGUCCUGAACGGUACGGCGGCGUUACUGGUCGAUCUGGACGAUAAGUAUGAGUACGGGUUUAGCUUCGCGCGUAGCGCCCAAGGAAACAAUCAGUAUAAUGCGUACCCGAUGAAACUAGCAUCCAAACCGAUGUGCGAGUUUUUAAGAACGUACUACCGGGAGUACCAGCACAUGUUUCUCAAGUUCACCAAUCUGCCGUUCGUGCCGGAUGAAGGACUGUGCCCGUUUCCGAAGGGAAAGUAUUGGGUAAAGGAUGCGUACGUCGAUUCGUCCAUUAUACCGGUGGUCGUACCGGAAGGGUUUUGGAAGGCCUCACCGGAGUUACGUGUUAUAGAAACGGGCGAACUGGUAGCAACGGGAUCAUUCUUUGUAAAGUUAACAAAGGAAUAUGUUUGA